Pongo pygmaeus (Bornean orangutan) is the source of this 1327-nucleotide messenger RNA. RefSeq names its product DNA-directed RNA polymerase III subunit RPC8-like. The transcript has a single exon. Gene Ontology annotation, biological process: DNA-templated transcription; transcription initiation at RNA polymerase III promoter. NCBI's taxonomy places the organism in Eukaryota, Metazoa, Chordata, Mammalia, Primates, Hominidae. Gene Ontology annotation, molecular function: DNA binding; DNA-directed RNA polymerase activity. Gene Ontology annotation, cellular component: RNA polymerase III complex. Bases 254 to 868 code for a protein of 204 amino acids. The record is from RefSeq and is a predicted model, not a curated record.
AUACAAAAUGAAUUACACAGAAAACAUUUUUGUCUGAUUUCUCUGAUUAAUCUCACAAUUAGAUUAUUCCCGUCUCUUACAUGGAAAGUGAUAAAAAGAAGGUGAGGGUGAAACAAGGACCUCCGGAGAAGCCACAGGGUUUUUGUUUUCUCAAGCAAAACAACCCUCACGGCGUUGGCUUAUCACUACCAAAAGAUGAUACUGGGUGUGCGGUGCAUGGUGCGUGGUGCGUGAGCCCCCAGCGCAGGCCGGGAUGUUCGUCCUGGUGGAGAUGGUGGACACCGUGCGGAUCCCCCCUUGGCAGUUUCAGAGGAAGCUCAACGACUCCAUUGCCGAGGAGCUGAACAAGAAGUUGGCCAACAAGGUCGUGUACAACGUGGGACUCUGCAUUUGUUUGUUUGAUAUCACCAAACUGGAGGAUGCCUACGUAUUCCCUGGGGAUGGCGCAUCACACACCAAAGUCCAUUUUCGCUACGUGGUGUUUCAUCCAUUCCUAGACGAGAUUCUGAUUGGGAAGAUCAAAGGCUGCAGCCCGGAAGGAGUGCACGUCUCUCUAGGCUUCUUCCAUGACAUUCUCAUCCCCCCAGAGUCACUGCAGCAGCCAGCCAAGUUCGACGAAGCGGAGCAGGUGUGGGUGUGGGAGUACGAGACGGAGGAAGGAGCGCACGACCUCUACAUGGACACCGGAGAGGAGAUCCGCUUCCGCGUGGUGGACGAGAGCUUUGUUGACACGUCCCCCACAGGGCCCAGCUCAGCAGAUGCCACUGCUUCCAGUGAGGAGCUGCCAAAGAAGGAGGCUCCGUACACGCUUGUGGGAUCCAUCAGUGAGCCAGGCCUGGGCCUUCUCUCCUGGUGGACCAGCAACUAGCCCUGGGGCUGGACAGUGGACCCUACCAGCCUGCGGGAAGGUGGUACGGCCGGCUGUGAAGACAACAGCAGCUGAGGCCGACGCUAAGGAGAUAGUGUCUUGAGCUGGACAGUGAGGCAAGGCCAGGAGUGCCCACCAGCUUGCCCCCCUCCUCCACCAUCUAGGCCCUGCUCCUCCUUCACUGCAGUGAUGGAUCCAUCUGUGGCUGUGGCUGUUGGGCCUCCACUGACCUUGACUGAAAAGACCCUUCCUGGACCCUGGGCUUGGUAACAAACGGCACAGACACCAAUCACUGACUCACAGAACAGUCACUGGUUUUGGAUUCUUGUUUUCCUUGCAAGAACAAAAGGUUCUCUAGAAUCCUUCAGCCACCAAUGAAAUGAUCAGGCAGGAGAAAAACUUUAGAUGGGAGUCUUGUCAUCAAAAAUAAAUACAGUUGCAUGGAAAAAAAAAAAAAAA